Molecule: messenger RNA, 7762 nt
Organism: Topomyia yanbarensis
Lineage: Eukaryota; Metazoa; Arthropoda; Insecta; Diptera; Culicidae
Gene: Pde8
Product: high affinity cAMP-specific and IBMX-insensitive 3',5'-cyclic phosphodiesterase 8
Exons: 19
Coding region: 2319-5327 (1002 amino acids)
Biological process (GO): positive regulation of ERK1 and ERK2 cascade; signal transduction
Molecular function (GO): 3',5'-cyclic-nucleotide phosphodiesterase activity
Source: RefSeq, a predicted model, not a curated record
GUUCUGGCUGCCCACAGUGCCAAGACGGUGCCAGUCAGUCAGUUAGUAUUUUUGGAUCGCUCCGAUAAAUCGGUUCUACGGUUCCUGGCGCGAGACCGGAAAUCCUCUGGCAGUAAUCAUUGGUCAAUCACGGCGCCGUUUGCCGUCGACGGGGAGCGUUCGAUUCUCGCCGGUAUUCGCGUGUGUGUUUCUGGCGGAAUCUUCCACUCGCUGGCUGCUGGUUUUCGGGGUUCCGCGUGUCGCGAUUUUUCUUUCUUUCUAUCUCUUUAAAGUUCGCGGUUCGAUUCGUACCGCGCGCACCGGAGAGGGCUGGAAAGGUGUGGGCCUCGUGGAUGCAGGGAUGCGAUAAGGCAAGUGGCGACGCGUUUGUGACGUUAAUUUUCUGUGAUUGUGUAGGUCCGGAGAUCCACUGCUUCAUUAUCACCCUCUCUACUAGUCUAGUUUGACUGCACAGGCGGAUAAUGGGUAGUGUUUACCCCAAGAGAUCGGCUCGGCCGUGAAGCUAUACAGAGGAAUGGAUAUGUUUGUGGAUCCGUAUGUGUGUGAGGGAUCAUGUGUUUGUGGAGAUGUUUACCGAUCCAGAUUUUUUCUGUACUGCUCUGAAAGCUCACUUGCAGAGACCUGGCUGUGAAUUAUUUCCUCCACUGAACGAAAAAGUGUUUGGACGGCACGAAAAAUUCCGCGCCAGAGCAGUCUCAGACCAGGUAGUUUCCGGCAGAGCUAAAGUUACAUUCUUCCGGUACUAAACCGUAAUGGAGACGCUGGUACUGGUAGGUGAUUGAGGACUAGUAUCUCGGGUGGUGCGAGCAAAAAAAAGUUCUGUUCGUGGAAGAAGAAAAAAUGCGAACGAUGUGUGAUUAAAAUAACCCAGUAGCGAGUGAAUGGUUGCCUGAUAUAGCUGUGUGUAAGUUAUUGCUUUAUGUGGAUGGAAGCUAAGGUGGAACACCACCAUCAUCAUCAUCAUCUGUGAGAGUGGUGCAGGAGUCAAAAUGCUAGCCGUGUAAUCGUACGGCUACACAGCAAGUGUCAGAACGGAACUGGGCAACCGGAAAAGGUGUAAAACAGGAGAAAAGUAAGUCUGAACAAGUGCCUACAAACUGGUUGUGUGUGCGGUUGCCUGAAUCGAAAGUGAAGAAUGUGAUGGCAGAGCUAACCUCCCCAGGGCAGGGUAGAGGGUGGUUGCAUUUUAAAUCGUAGCGUUUUAUAGUUCUCGAAUGUCGCGUCACUACUGGUGCACUGUAGGUAUCGCAAAGUAAAACAAAAAACCAAAGUGAAGUGUUUGUCAAUCCUUCCACGUGAAGAACAAGUAGUCAACAAACGUGCUGCUUUUUUGUGCGGCUCAAGUGUGCGACUUUGGGUGUUGACAUGAGAAGAUAAGUGGUGCUACAAGAGUGCUAAGGAAAGUGGAGCGCGGAUGAGGAAAACUUUUCCUCUUUAAUACGUACUCUCGCUCGCGAGUUGUUUGGGGCUGACGGGCAGCCGCCAGCAGUCGGUGGAACAAGGAGUGAGGUGAAUGGUAGAACAGUGUUUCGACAAUAGACGCACGGAUUGUUGCGAGCUUUCGACUGGGACGAGGGCAACGGAAUAACCUCCCGGCAACCGAUACAACCGCUCUGGCUCUGGCAUCAUCAACACUAGUGUGCGCCUUUUUCGGUUCGAACACGAUUCGCCGACGAUAGCGAGCGAGGAGGUAUUUUCACAUUUUAAUCAUCUCCGUCGUCGCGUCGUGUCGUAAGUGAGGGGGCGAGGGGCUGUUUUGUGUGAGCGAAAUUCCGGUGGAAACGAGACCGGAAAUUUAACAUCAACAGGAAAGCGGGAAUAAGUGGUCGUAAACAGGCAUUGGCCGCCAGUUACCCGCGCUGUAUCCACCGGAGCAAGAAGAAGAAGCCGGAAAAGUUGCGCUGAAAAACCGUCGUGAUCGGGCGGAGAUAAAUAGUUUUGUGGUUUCAAGAAGUAGGAAAAGUGUUUCGUUGCUUUUAUCGGAAAUUGUUUAUUGUGUUAAUGUGGUAGCUUGGCGAAGCAUGAAAUCUAGAUGUUCGCGGAUCUCUCCGUGAAGGAAGAGGAGAAAAAGCGGUUUUAUGGUUUCAUUCUGAACAUUGAGGUGUAGUGGUAAUGAGCAAAAGAUGAAAGAUAAUUCAGCUUUUGGAUGUUCUGAGGAUGUGUGCAAUCGUCAAUAGAUUGAUUCAUCGGAAAAGCAUUCAACAGCCAGAAAUAUAUCAUAGAAUGGAAGUGUUUGUUCACGAUAUGGAGAAGUGAAUCUGUGAGCAGCUCGGGCGGGGAUUGAAAAUCGUAGUCGAAUCGAGGGAGCCGCUACUUGAAUGUGGCUCAAUGGUUUGUGCUGCGGUGGUCUCUGCGGAGUCGGAGACGUGCUGAAGAAGAAUCCGUACUGUGAACCACCGGCAUACGGCGGCGUGGAACAGGAGCAAUUAAACGGAACCGGUCUGCCGGACGACAGUGGCCCGGAGCCGGCCGUGGCCAAGUUGGGCUCCGAAAGUUCGGUACAGCAGCGUGGACCGACUACCAUCCGGUGCUCCCAUGUCGUUAUGGGUUGCACUCCUAGCAUUCUGUCCAGCAACAGUGGUAGUGGGGGUGCGGGCGGUGGGGACGGCGGUAGUAAUCAUCAGCAGCGCAAGGACAGCAGCGGACGUCUUUACGAAACCGCGAAUGUACCCACUGCGGCUAACAGUGAGAGCAAUGGGGCCAAUAAUAAUAAACGAGGCACGCUAGCACUGAACCAGGCUCAUACGCUUGGCUCGGGACUGGCGUUUGUGAGGAAGGAUCCCGGUGGCAGCAGCGGUGGCGUUGGUGGAACAGGAGAGAAGGAAUGUAGGAAAAAGGAUUCGAUUGUGUCAAUUUCUGGCUUAAGCCACGUUUCCGUGAUCUCCAAUGUGCUGCGCAGACCCACCAUCACAAGUGGAACAUCAAGCAGUUCGGCAAGAUACGGUCACCGACAAUCGUCACUAGCUUUAACCCCCGAGGAGGAACCACUCGACGCAUAUCCUAGAUUAUCAUCGGAUAUAAAAUUCCCCAACCUAUUGCCGCCCAACCCAACAAUUAAGAUUUUAAUAGCAUUUUGCAAACAUGAUCCCGUCUUCGAUGCGCUGGUCACCGCCAGCCAUCGGCUCAAUUUCGAGCCCACCUUUGUCAAAUCGUCCGACGCCGCCCUGGAGGCGUUCCAGGAUGCGACCAACGGCGGUCAUCAUAUCGUAGUAGUGGACGCUCGGCACCCGAGGAUCAUCGAGGCGGAUGCCCUGGGCAGGUCAAUUCGAAACUCAAAAGGAAGCCAGCACACCACAAUGGUAGCAGUAGUAAAGAAGAGUAUAUUCGAGAAGGACGACACGGCUGUGAUUUCGUUGCUGGAUGUUGGCUUCAACCGGUGUAUAAUCGAGUCACCGCAUGUAUCUAUCUGUUCUUCGGAACUGCGCCAGAUUCAGCACUCGCUGGUUCGCCCGCAGCAUGUGAUAUCAACCCAACAGGCUUUGUAUAUGGCGCUACACCGAACACGGGAGGCAAUCAUAAUCACCGACGACUCGCUCCGAACCCAGUAUGCCAACCGAGCUAGUGAAAGAGUGCUGAACAUGAAAAUAGAUGAAAUCGUCGGACGAUCUCUCAGCGACAUGGUGACAGCCGAUAUUAGUAAUAUUUUAUCUCAAACCAGUAGACAUAAGGAUUACGAAGGUUUCAUCAGUACACGGCGAAAAUCGCAGGAAACGUUACAUCUCCACGUUCGAGCGGUACCUGUUCCAUGCAUCGGAAGGAGUCCCACCCACUUGGUUCUAAUCUUGGAAAUGCCUGCCGCGGGCACUACCCUGACGGCACUAGCCACGGAUGCGCUGCAAACUCAACCGCAUGGCAAGGAGAUAGCCCGCGGUUCGUUGCAUUCGAUCCGGCGGGGCAGCUUCGAUGUUCGAUCUAUUGCUUCCGAUGGCCUGCGCCGUACCAGUUUGGCCAAAUUAUCUCAGCUUCCGCUAGAGGCUCCCAUCACCAAGGUUCUUAGCUUACUGACACAGGUCCAGGAAAGCUGCUCCCAGGAGGAGGUCAAACUGCUGGACCGGGUGAUGGAGUUUCUCAAGCGGGAGGGUCUGUACAGUCCCCAGAUGAAGGAGAUGCGAACCGAUGACCCGGUGGCGACGGAUCUGAUAGGAGCUUUGCUGACGCAAGGACCCACCAACACUAUGUCGUCACGGCGAAGCUCAAACGAUUCGAUCAUUCGAGGCGGGGGACGACCUUCGACCGGUAGUAUCGUUUUUACCAAAUCUCGCGAUCCUUCCCAAAUGUCCGAUUUGAUGAACAAUGCGCUGGCCUGGGACUUUGAGAUCUUCAAGCUGGAGGAUCUGACCGAAAAGCGACCACUCGUUUGCUUGGGUCUUGAGCUUUUCCGAAGAUUCGACGUGUACAACACAUUUAACUGUGAUGAGAUGACGUUCAAACUGUGGUUAAUCAAAAUGGAAGAGUAUUACAAGGCGGAAAAUACAUAUCACAACAGUACCCAUGCGGCGGAUGUGAUGCAGGCAACGGCAUGCUACCUGCAACAGUUGGCAACCCGCGAGAUCAAAGUGAUGGACCGGAUGGACGAAGCGAACGCACUGAUCGCGGCAGCAACCCAUGACAUUGAACAUCCUGGCCGCUCGUCCGCUUUCCUGUGCAACUCGGACCACGAUCUGGCCCUGCUGUACAACGACAUUUGCGUGCUAGAGUCGCACCACGCGGCAACUACCUUCAAGCUAACCCUGGGCGACGACAAAAUCAACAUCUUCAAACAUCUGGAUCGGGAAAGUUACAAACUGGCCCGAUCGGUUAUCGUCGACAUGAUCCUGGCGACGGAAAUGACCCGACACUUUGAGCAUCUGGCCAAAUUUGUGAGCGUGUUCGGAACCGACGUGGAUGGGAAGGAGUCAACCCACGAUAACGAUGACAAUCAGAUUUUGGUGCGAAGAAUGCUGAUCAAGUGCGCGGACGUCAGCAACCCGACCCGGCCGUUGAAGUUCUGCGUCGAAUGGGCCCGUCGAAUAGCGGAGGAGUACUUCACCCAGACGGACGAGGAGAAGCGAAGGAAUCUACCGAUUGUGAUGCCGAUGUUUGACCGGACGACUUGCAGCAUCUCCAAGAGUCAGAUCGGAUUUAUCGAAUACAUUAUUCACGACAUGAUGGAUGCAUGGAACAGUUUCAUCGAAAUGCCCGAAAUCGUUCGUUAUAUGGAGCACAACUACUCGAAGUGGAAAUUGUUUGAGGAGCAGGGCAUUAACACGCUGAACGAUAUCAAGCGGAUGCAGCUCACAUUGACCAGCGAGGCGGCCGGUUCGACCUCGGCGGAUGACCAUCAGUGAAGGUUACAAUCCAAAAAAAAUCCAGAAUAGAACUUCAAUUAAGUAUCAUACGUAUAUUUGGUAGGCGUUUACCGGUUCUCUUUCCGUUGCUUGAAAUCGUCGAGCUACGUUUUAGUCUCAUUUUAUAUUAAAGACCGAUUAGCGUUGGCUGUUGAUUAAUCAAAGGCUGGCUAUUUUGACGAGCGGAUGGCACGAAACUUGUCUCAAUUAUGUUACAUCCCCAGCUUCCCCCUUUAACGGACUGAAGCCGUAGAAUAGUGAUUAUGCAUGUUAAGCCUAUUUAUUUUGCAAAUUGGAAACCCUAUCACGAAGGACACUAAAAUGAAAAAUACUCUUUUGUGUUGUCAACCCACAAGGGGAAGUCUGUCAGGUUAUAAAUAAGCUUUUUUUUACCGAAACCAACCAUUAAAAUUCAAAUUUUAUCCAAAAUCUUGUUAUCGUGGCAAAAAAUAGCUUUCUGUAGGGGGAGGGGAAUAUCAUUCAAAAUACCUAACACAUACGACAACCAACCGGGCACGCAUUGCGAAUACACGUGGAUGUGGUGAUAAUCGAAUUUUUAACCGGUGUCAGAAGCAGCAGCUUGAAUCCACCAUCAUUAGCACAGCUUGAGAUGAGUAAAGUUCCUGCUGGGAGGAUUAUACGAAAGGUUUGCUUGUUGUGGGCCUAGUCCUAGUUAUUGCUGCGUCAGCCAUAACAACUGCGGCCGUACCUGUGAAUUGUGUGGUUUCAAUCGAUGUCCUUCGAUGCUGUGUGAAUCUAUAGCUCACUACAGGAAAUGUUCUUUUAGAUUAGGUAGAUUGGUAGGUAGAUAGUUUGAAAGGCCUUAUUAGUUAUUUCGUUUCGUUGUUUUUAUAAAGAUGAGUAAGAAAUUAUAAGAUUUUCCGUAUUUUAAAAAAAAAUCAGAAGUUGAAUUACUCUGAGGUCUUCUCUCAGCUCUCAAUUAAAAUGCCAUGUUGAGCCCCCUCUGUCAAAAUUACGAGCCCGUUCAUUUAAGAACACUAAUACGUCUAUAACUAACUGAGUAGUAUCCAGCCUGUUUGAAUACGAUGUGUCCCCGUCGUCUGCCAGAAUCUGAAUAUCAACAGCUACAAAUAAAUAAAACGAAACAAUAAAUAAAUGGAAUGCCAUAAUCAAGAGCACAAGUCGCCAUUGUCGAAAAAUAACUGUGUGUAGUUUAAUCGGAUAUUUAUGUGAAAAAUAAAACAAAUAUACAGCAUCACCGUUCUACCUUGAAGUAACUUAAAUGGUUUUGAGUAAUUGCUACAAUAAAGACUACAGCAAAACAUACAAAACGCAUAUGUAACCGUUCAGCUGUUUCAAUGUUUGCAGGGUCAACACUAAUUUAUACUGUAGACAAAAAAAAUGUACUAAGUGGCUUAUCCAAAUAAUCCAGUUCGAAGAAAAGGGCACUGAAACUGAACUAACCCUUAGUGAACAGUUGACAAAUAUUACCGGAACUAUAAGUGUAAGAGAAAGAGAGAAAACCCCAAUAUAUACGUAUACAAUUAUACCAUUAUAAGAAUUAGACGAACCAAAAUAGUCGGUAACAGUUCUCUCCAAUCAACUAGCUAGGAACAUGUGUUUUAUUUUCUAUCGUUGUUCAAGUCUUGAUCACACUACACUAACAUGGUGGACUGGUAUCUACACUAGCUAAUGAACUUUAUAUAUCAUACACACAAUUUCACACAAAUCGAAUGUUCAGUGAUUAUUGUCACCCGGAACGAACUAAGAGCACAAUAGAAUAAUAAUUUCCCACGUGCGACAUGGUUCAUCUUCUAGGUAGGCGAGAGGGAGGUUCUUUCUCGAACGCACUAUUGAAAAAAAACAAACGCAACCCACAAUCUUAGACUAACUAUAAAUAUUUAAAUCAAUGUUCGAUUCUACUUGAUGAAAACACUAUCUCUGAUAUGCUGGUCGUAUCACUUUUACAAUAAAACGUUAUUAGCACCAUUGAUUGAUUGAGAUUUGACGCGCCGUGGGGGAGAGAUAUUUUAUCGAUCUAUACACAACACACACACAUACCUAUAUACUAACAAUGUUAACUGAUUGUAAGUCAUAUACAUGUGCGCGUACUCCAAAAUACACCCAAAGCUAGGUGGUAUAAUGCGGCGAUGGGUAGAAGAUGGAAAUAUCGGUGAAAAAAAUUAACUAUGUUCAUUUAACAAAGCAGCUAUACAAACUACAAACCAGACAUACAUAUACAAUAAGAAAGAAUCGUCGUAAACACUAGAGCCUAAUAUUUAAAUUAUAUUUAAAACAAUUUGAAACAUUGUGGUAAACAAGCCGAAAAUAUAGAAACAAUCGACUAAAUCUGGAGUAAUGGUAAAUGUUACACUGAAUCUGAAAACUUUAAGUAAUUCGCUAACGUAGAAUGAGAAAGAGGUGUCAUGUUAUUACAAAAUUGCGAACUGAAAUAAAAUUGAUUGAUGAAUGGA